Carya illinoinensis is the source of this 713-nucleotide messenger RNA. RefSeq lists its product as uncharacterized. The coding region runs from base 201 to 713 and encodes 170 amino acids. The transcript has 4 exons. The record is from RefSeq and is a predicted model, not a curated record. Lineage: Eukaryota; Viridiplantae; Streptophyta; Magnoliopsida; Fagales; Juglandaceae.
CGCUGUCAUCAAGACCGACGAGUGUCUUUAUUGUUGAACCCCUUCUUUCAUGUUCUGUUGCAUUACGUACAUGGGCAGCACAAAAUGAUAAAUUGCUGGAAGAAAUCAUUGGAAAUAGUUUUGGAUCAGCUUCAAGUAGUUCUACCGAUCCAAUCAUAAAAGUAUCUGAAAUCGCAGAAAAACUGAUAUCUGCUCCAGCAAUGGCGAGGUCCACAUAUUUGGUUAGAGGCAAAUUUAGAAUGGUUGAUUUUCACCAGUCAUUCCACUACGUAUCAUGCGAGAAUUGUAACAAGGCAACUGGCUAUGACCUCGGUGAAAACUUCAUAUGUUAUAGUUGCAAGAAUGCAGCAAUUGCACGGGCAAGGUGUCGAGUUUAUUUAGAUGUGUAUGAUGAUACCACAUCGACACCUGUUGUUAUUUUUGGAUCUUUGGCAGAGGAAAUUUUGGGAUGCACAGCUGUUGAUCUUAUAGACCGUACAGACGAGGUAAAAUCUAUACAUUUAAAUACGUUUAAAAAUUUUGAUACAUUAUCUUUUUAUAUGUUUUUUCAUUGUUACAGGAACAUCUGCCUUAUAUUGAAAACAUUGCAAACAACAUUGAAAAUAAUGAGUGGAUCCAUAGUCUUGGGCGCGCAGAUGAAUGAAUCUGGGAGGUUACGCCAAAACAAACUUACUGUAUUAUCUGUUAAUAACGUCCCAGGAACAGCAGAAUGA